UGCAAACUUCACAAUCUGAAUAUCAUUGCUUUUAAUGAAGUUGCAUUGUUAAUGUAAGAGAGAAUAAUUUUUUAAAAACACAAAACAUUAAUGUCAAUAAUUUAAUUCUCAGGUAUUAGAGUAAAAUUUCAUUAAAAAGUUAUUCGAAAUAUCGAUUGUUAUAGAUUUAUUUUUUAAAUAAUUUCUAAUAAUUUUGAAUUUUUGUUUUUUUACAAUUUUAAUUUUAUUUUUUAAUUUAUAUACUAAAAAAUAUUAAAAUAAUAUAAAAAAUAAAUUGAGUAAUAUAUUAAAACAUGUGUUAUUUUUUUGAAUAUACGGGGAGAUUGAUAUUUAUGAACAAAUACUAUGAUAUUUAUAAAAUUAAAAACAAAGUUCGUCAUUUAUUUACAUUUUAAUUCUUCAUGUCUUGGAUCAAAGAUCAAUACUUAAUGAAUUCAAAAAGCGAAUACGAAAUAAGAAUUCAUCAACAUUUCAGUAAUUAAACUCAUUUUGCUUACAUGCAUAUUUUAUGAAGAACUAUACUAUGUUCUACUAAAAUACAAAAAUGUUCAUUUUAAGACUAUUUUUAAGUAAAUAAUAAAGCUAAUAUAUAAUUAACAUUUUUCUAAUUAUUAAAAUUAUUUCAUUUAAUAUUCGUGGACAAUUAUUGUAGUAGUUUUAAAUAGAAAAUAUAGUUCUUUGCAAAUUUGAAAAUUGAUUACGUUACAUGCUUUUUGAAAUAAGCUCACAAUAUAAAUAUAAAGUCAAUAGAUCGAAGAUAUUUGUUAUCGAGAUUUACGUUAAAUUAUGUUUCUGAUACAUUUAUCCAUUAUUUCAAAUUUUAUCAGAAUUAUAAGAGAAAAAGAAUUUUUAGAGGUUAAUGACGCAUUCGUUUCAUUUUAUCAUCAAAUACAAACAGCAAGUAUUUGAAUGUUAGUAGAGUAUUUAUACAUACCUAAACACAUGAAAAUGCAGUGGAUGAAUUUUCGAAGAUUUCUUGAAGCAGUGAAAAGAAUUAAUUUAUUAAAUAAGCGUCAAGUUAGCAUUAAUUGCAAGACUGUUGUUUGUAGUUCUGAUGUAGAACUGGCUAAGAAAAAUGGAUUACCAAUUGUGGCUUUGGAAUCUACAAUUAUUACUCAUGGGAUGCCUUAUCCUGAUAAUUUGAAGACAGCCAUUCAAGUGGAAAAUGUUGUCAGAAAGAAAGGUGCUAUACCUGCAACUAUAGGAAUAUUAAAUGGACAGAUACAUGUUGGUUUAAACAAUGAACAACUGCAAACAUUAGCUAAAUCAGAUUCUAUUAAAACUAUUAAAUGUUCACGCAGAGAUAUAUCAACAGUUGUUGCUCAAAAACUAAAUGGAGGAACAACUGUUAGUGCAACAAUGUUAAUAGCAAAUUUACUAGAUUUGCCCAUAAUGGCAACAGGAGGUAUUGGCGGUGUUCACCGUGGAGCAGAACAGACUUUUGAUAUUAGUACUGAUUUAAUAGAGCUUGGACAUACCCCUGUAGCUGUUGUUUGUUCUGGUGUUAAAUCUAUAUUAGAUAUUGAAAAGACAUUAGAAUAUCUGGAAACACAAGGAGUUCCAGUUGUAAAAAUUGGUAAAACAGACUAUUUUCCUGCAUUUUACUGCACUGAAACAUUCCAGAGAACAAAAGUGCCACAUAUUGUAUCAAAUUCACAAGAAGCAGCAAAGAUUCUUAAAGCACAAAGAGAAUUAGGUCUUCAAACAGGAUUAUUGUUUGCUGUCUCUAUUCCUGAAGAAUAUGCAUUAGAUUCUAAAGAAAUGGAAUUAGCCAUAUGUAAUGCUUUAGAAAGUGCAAAGAGUAAAAAUAUAAGUGGAAAGAAUGUCACACCAUUUUUGCUAGAAGAAUUAAAUAAAAUUACGCAUGGUCAAUCUCUUCGAGCUAACAUGGCAUUCAUAGAAAAUAAUGCAAGUGUAGCGGCAGAAAUUGCAAUGAACUUGGCUGAAAAAUGUUCCCAAAGUUCUCUCAACAAUAAUGCAUCCAAAUGCACCCUGACAGCAGAACAAAAUCCAUUACAUUUUUACCCAUACUUGGCUAUGGUAGUCCUAUUGGGUUUACCAUGUACGAAAUAACGUACAUACCAUAUCUAACCAUUUACAGAUACAGUAAAUUAGGUUUCUUAAGCAGGCACUAUUCAAAGCUCCCUCUCUUUCAUUCGUCUCGAUAUACGUAUUACAUUUAAAUGUCAAUCAGUUACAAAUUACUACACAUGUUGAACCAUUUUUAAAGCCUUUCUCAUUAUAGAAUUGUUAUUCAUUGUUGUCUGGAUAUAUGUACGUCUAACUAAAACAUAGAGUUACGAGUCUUUCGUUCGUUUAACGAGUAUACGAUUUAACGAUUGAACGAAUCGAAGGAACGAAUUAAAACGUGAAAAACAGUAUAUCACUGUUCCGUUUAGCCAAAAGUUUUGAAGCUUAUUCUAAUUAAAGGUAGCAUGUAGGUUCUCAUGUUUCUGGGCGGCUUGCAGUAACAUAGUUGCCUUCCUAAAUGAACGGUUUAAAAAUUAAUUAACGCUAUCUGUUGUAUGUUUUACAUAUAGUAUAUCCUUAUAUACAUUUAGUGGCAGAGGCUGUAUGUCUGCGAGGUGUAAGCUUUCAUAUUAUUAUUAUUGUAGCUUAGUACAUUCAACGAUAACUCGAUGGCCUGAU
Heterotrigona itama is the source of this 2649-nucleotide messenger RNA. The record is from the annotation of a GenBank genome assembly. NCBI's taxonomy places the organism in Eukaryota, Metazoa, Arthropoda, Insecta, Hymenoptera, Apidae.